ACUGAAGGAUCUAAAAUGGUGGCCGUCGACGAGUGAUUAGAACCAAUUGGAACUCCCCCCACGUUUCCGAGUGAUUUUGACGUUUUAGCGGUAUUCUGUGCGUAGUUGGUCGAUUAAGUAGUCUUCGAGUCGAACUCUCGAGUGAAUCUGCAGUUAUUUCCAUCCUUGAAUGGAUAAAAGUGUCGGGAUGAGCCAACCGAAGAGAAAUAAGGACAACGCGAAUAAGGACAUCUCGGAGAUUUCUAAAGAUGUCUCGAAGGAAGCGAAAAGUCUCAUCGAUAAAAUUCUCGGUGAUGUCAGCAAGACGUCGGCUACCAAACAGAUCAUCAUUGGCACCACUUCAGGAUGGGCCACUGGCUUUUUGGCGAUGAAAGUAGGUAAAGUCGUAGCAUUUUCGGUUGGCGGUGGUAUUAUCAUGCUCCAAGUAGCGGCUAAUCAAGGCUAUAUCAAAAUCAAUUGGAACAAAAUCCAGGAGAAAGCUGAAAAACUCUCGGACAAGGUCGAGGAGAAAAUAACUGGUGAAGGGCCCAACUUCAUGAGUAAGGCCGAGAGAUUCGUGGACAAGAAGCUGGAUAAAGCCGAACAGCUGGUGAAGAAUGGCCAGGCGAAGACACGCCGCUGGUAUCACUCCCUGACAGGGGAGGAGGUAUUCAGAGCCCGGGAGAUCCACUUCUUCCUCGCUUCCUUCGCCGCUGGUAUCGCCAUUGGCUUUGCAUCCGCCAACUAGGUAAUGGAUUGCUGCACCUCGAGUGUCAGCAAGCAACCCAGCGUACGUGACAUCCCCGUGGAUCCAGUGACAAUUAAACGCAAUGACUACAUCGAGGAGAUGAUUGACGAACUCAAAGUCAAGAUCAUCGAGAUGAGACAAUUGUUCACUGAUUACAUGGAGUCUCUGCCCUUCUAAAUGGCUGGUGUCAGAAAACGCUGGACUUGCUGACCUCUCAUCAGGUGAAUUAACUCAUCAAUUUUUCAUCUCGACUGCUCAAUAACAAUACUACAUAAAAAUCAAAAACAUUUAUUAUGCCGGUCUGUUCCUGAGCUUUUGAUUUGUUCGUUCACUGAUGAGAGUGAUUAUCCUCGAGAUGCAGCAAUUCUCCUAGAUAUACUCACGUUAGAUCACUAGUGGAGUAAUCUCUUACUAUUAAAGUCAUCGUUGAGGCACAUUAACACAAUCUAGAGGAAAAAUUAUGGAGGUUGUACUUAUUUUAUUUAUUUUCGGGGAUCAGCUUCACUCGACAGCUUCAACAUUUUUAUGAAGACCAUUCAUAAAUAAGAUGUUUUUUAUCAUCAUUUUUUCGGAUUUUUUUUUUCGUGAUAAAAAUACACUGCAAAGCCUCAAUUAUUUACUAUUAAUGUUCAUAUUGAUGAAAGUAAUUUUCAUUCUUUAUACGAUGAUGGAAAAUCUGAAUCUAGAUGUAUUCGUGAAGAUAGUGAAAACUGUCAGAUGAACCUACCCCAUCUCCAGAAUUUUCUCCUCCGAUAAAUUUUCAAUUGGACUGAUUUUUUUUUUGAGAUUCUUUUGUACUCGUCAACUAAAAUCACUCGAGUCCCUAGUCAACACUUCUGAACAAAUUGUACCAAGUACAUGCUCCUAAUCUUUCUACUCGAAUAUUUCGGAGCGAUUUUCACUAGUAGCUUAUUCGUAUGCGGAUUCAGUGUAAAAUAUAUCGAUGUAGACUUAAAGAAUGUUGAAUAGUGUGUUAAUUCAGAUUAAUCAUGAACUGUACGAGAUUUAGGGGAGGACGCGAGAGGGGUAAUUAUUAAAAUGCUUUAUGAAUUUGAAAA
Molecule: messenger RNA, 1785 nt
Organism: Fopius arisanus
Lineage: Eukaryota; Metazoa; Arthropoda; Insecta; Hymenoptera; Braconidae
Product: FUN14 domain-containing protein 1
Exons: 4
Coding region: 170-727 (185 amino acids)
Biological process (GO): autophagy of mitochondrion
Cellular component (GO): mitochondrial outer membrane
Source: RefSeq, a predicted model, not a curated record